Rhizophagus irregularis DAOM 181602=DAOM 197198 is the source of this 984-nucleotide messenger RNA. NCBI's taxonomy places the organism in Eukaryota, Fungi, Glomeromycota, Glomeromycetes, Glomerales, Glomeraceae. The record is from RefSeq and is a predicted model, not a curated record.
AUGCUUUAUCUCUUGAUUCAAGUAAACGAAAGUACUAAGUGUGUUAUUUCUGAGCGUAUAGUGAGUAUAGAAUCUACAGAUAACCAGUUUAAAGACCUUUUUGAUGCAAUGACAUCAGGACAAUAUAAUGAUAGAGAGGUUCAAGUAUUUGUUAGACAAGAGAAGUCUGAAAACUGGCGAAAGGUUAACAAUAGGCUAAAUGGUGACUUAAACAUGUUAGAAGUUUUGGGCUUCUUGCAAGUUAAAUUUUGUCUGGUUGUUAAUACAGGCUCAGAUACACCACAAAAGCUUGUUCAGCUUUCAAGUUCUCUUGAAUUGUUUAUUAAUCAACCAUGGGUAUGCAAUGAUUUAUGGAAUCAAGUAAUGCCUGAAAUAUUGUUUUUGGUUGAAAUUCUAAGAAAAUAUUCAGAAUAUCUAGUUACAACUACUGCUAGUAUGAGCAAGCUUCAUCAUAGUAAUGAAAGUGCUCGUAAUUCUGAAAACAGCAGUACUAUAUAUCAAAUUCCUGCCUGCAAAUGUGAUAGCCUUCAUGAAAAUUAUAUCCAAUUAAAUGAUGCUAUACUUGAAAAACAAUAUUCUUAUAUUAGUAAAGUUUCACCAGCUGUAUUAUGGAUGCUUUAUUUUGAUCUUACUGGUGAUGUUUCUGUGACUUCAAAUACUAUCUCUCAUGAUGUAAAAGAGAGACUACAAUUAAUGCUGAGAUUGACAGAUCUCACAAUUACGUGUUUAAUAUCUGCAGAUGAUAAACAUAAAAUACCUAUUGAAGUGGAUGUUGCAGUUUCUACAGGUGUACGAAAUCGACGUUCAAUGGUUGCUCAAGACAGUAUUUUGGCUGCAGCUGACCAUGACUUUACCAAACUUUUUUUAACACCAUCAGUCAUAUUUUUUAUUUCGAUUCCUGAUGAUAUUUCUGGGUCAUUUUAUGAUGGUCAGGUAUUUGUAUCUUACAAGGAUACCGUUUUUGAACCAAGUAGUGCUAUCUAA